Messenger RNA from Amorphotheca resinae ATCC 22711, 5664 nucleotides. RefSeq lists its product as hypothetical. Lineage: Eukaryota; Fungi; Ascomycota; Leotiomycetes; Helotiales; Amorphothecaceae. The coding region runs from base 1 to 5664 and encodes 1887 amino acids. The record is from RefSeq and is a predicted model, not a curated record. The transcript is spliced from 2 exons.
AUGUCUCCGAGUCUCGAUCAAAUGAUUGAGGGGGUUCUGAGCGAGCUGCGCCUUUUGCCCGAUGACGAUGGCAUCUCGAUCUCAGUCCUCUUUCAAAGGCUUGACAAGCAGUCGUCCCUCGCUCCCGACGGACAGCCGCUCGAUGGUAGUGCCAAGAACCAGCUGUGGGAAGCUCUUGUUGCCCGUGAGCUCGUCCACCUAGGUGAUGCAAAGUCGGCACUUGCCUUGAAGAAACUAUCCCUUGAGGAUAUUCUGGAUCUUGGACUGGGAGAGCGGAAGAUUAAGCUCCGAGUAGAUGCGGAAACAGAGCAGGAAGCUACACGAAACACCCCGACUCUGGAGACGGAAAUCAUUCAACAAUCAGUUGGAGUAGCUGUUCCAGAUGGAACCUCGCCCGCACCAGCCAAUCAGCCAUCUGAGGCUCCAGAGCCUCCACCCCGGCGCAAAAGGGGUCGGCCACCUGGAAAAUCUCUAAAGAAGUUCGCCGCACAGAACCCAGCACCCGAAUUACCCCCUCGACAUGCCCCGAGAGUCAUCUUUGACGCAUCGCAACCUACGCCUCCAUCAAGAACUACUCCUUCAAGGUUAUCUCCACCUUCAGAUUCGAGCCCAGCUACGAGGACAAGUCGCUUGUCCACCGGAGCUUAUAUCCGCAAAGCUAUAUUUACACCGCAUGAGGAAGUCCAACGCCAGGAAGAUGACGCCAAGAUCGAGGCCGGGAUCCCUGGAGUUUAUAUCAAUCCGACUGUAGCACAGAGAACAGCGGAAUUAGAGGGUAGGAAGACAAAGAGACAGAUGGUUGCCGUCUUCAAGUCUGUGAAGCUCAAACUUCCACAGUGGUUAGCCGCUCGAAAAGGGACAUGGAAAGACGCUUUUGCAAACAAGACUGGCCAUGAUAUCUCGACUGGCAUGAAUGAAGAAGAAACCCCUUCAACUGUGAAUCUACCUGGUCAGCGGAAGCGGAAGCCACAUCACGAUGUCCCAAGUGAUCUGGUCUCUAUGCCAGACCAAGAUGCUCUUCCGCGGGUGGCAGCAGGCGCCCAACAAAGCAGUCGCCUAAACGCACCUCUUCAAAUCAAUGGCCAAUCGGUUCCAAGUACUGGUGUUGGAAGUGAGAUGGACCAGCAACCUGCAUACAACUCGCCUUACGGCGUUUCCUCGACAUCGACAGCUACGGCAUCUAACUCGCACACCCUAUCAUAUAAUGCUCCAGCCCAGUCAUCUACUGGUCAUAAUCCAGUACGGAACCCGUUGACCCAGAAUCAGGAAAUGCCAGCGAUUGCACCAUCUUAUAAUUCGCCAUACCAUGUCGGGGACAUGCCAUCCACCCAAAACCAUGAACAAUCUGAGCAUCUUCAUUACCCUGUCCCGCCACCAGGUUCCACAUCCCAUGAUUCUUUCCGAGACCCAUCCUCCACCUUCGACGCACAAUCCAUACAUGAAGGCGGAGAUCAACCAGAAGUACCCUCUACUCUGGGAGCCAAACCCUAUACCGGCGGAAGAGGAAAGCGAAAGAGAGAGUCCUCUGUAACCGGUGCUGACGCGGCUGCAAAGCGUCACCAAGCAAUUUCGGUUUCGUCAGGGCAAAGAUCUUCGUUGCCAGAAACAGAGCACUCUGCCAUGCAACCUCCUAUCCCAACAGCCACAUCACCGGAAUCCUUGGCAGAGUUGGUGAAGAAGCAGGAGGAAGAGAAAGAAAGGGAAAUCCAGAGGGAGAACGAGCUGCAGGAUGCCUUGUCGGCUGCAGAAGAAAUUGAUGCUCCGGAUUCUUUGGCUCGGAUUGCUGCUGCAUAUCAGGGGUCGGUUGGCAACCUGAUUCUCUCCAAGGACCAAUCCAUCGUCUACUUUUAUGGGGCUGAUCAACAUCCACCUCAAAAUCCUAUAUUGAACCUGGAGGUCUCUGCAAUAAUCGAUAACCCAAUCAUGUCUAUGGUGGGCUCGAAGCCAAUGGAGUUGCGUGUCAAAUCUAAAGACGCCAACAAUGUGGAUAUCACUCACCGCUUCAAUAUUGGUCUGACGAAGCCAGCACACAGAGCUGCUGAGAUCUUGAGGUCUAAGCUGGUCUUAGCAAAGAUCAAUGCUCAGGUUACUGCUGGAGUACCCUAUGAACCCCACAAUCAGCUCGAUGUACCUCAGAUUGAAGUCGUGAAACCGUUCCUCUGCGAAAAGUGCGGAAAGCGGUUCAAGAAUAAGGAAGGAAUACUAUACCAUCGAACCAGAUCAAAAUCAACUUGCAACCCGUCAUUCGACCCUUCGUCAGUCCGGCCUCCGAAGCCGACAAGAGUGAAGAAGAAGGCUGUGGUUGCCGAGUCACCACAGGAGAGAGAUAGUCCACGUCGCAAGAGAGAUGGACCAGUCGAGAACGGAGAAAGGGGGAAUGGAGGACAUGAUUUGAGCAAAGAUGUGCCAGACAAUGACCAAUCUGAUACGAGCAGUACCGAUUCUCUUGGAUCCGUCCUUGAGUGGGCAGAGCAAGCCUCGCGUCCACAGUCAUGGAACAAGUCUAGCCGCAGACGUAGCUCUACCCUGCCUGCCAGGAAGGGAAUAUCAAACUUGUCAGAUGGUUCGGGGCAGACACCGGCCCCUUCAUACCCAGGCGAAGAGGAAAGCGAUGAAGAGGAGCCCAGACUCAUUGUCGACGACGAGGAAGAAAGUGAGAGUGACGACCUGUAUGAAGACCGAGAUGAGACAUUGAUCGAGAGGCGGAAACGAACGAUGCGCAAAAGGUCGGCCACAGUAAAGGCCGCUGGCGGAGACAUGCUGGCUUAUCCCGCAGAAUACGCCCCAGACAAGAAGCAAACGCUACCAUCUAGCUCACCAAAGAGAGUGAGGAUACCACUUUCGGAACAGGAAAAGGAAAGGCGUGCUAUUAAAGCCGCUCUUAAAAUGCAAUGUUGGGCGACGGCUCCAUCACUUCUUCCAAAUCCUGAAACUGGUGCUUGGGAUCAGACACCGACACGCGUUAGGAGGUCCCCUCGUAAGCCAGUACGUCGGGCAGAACUACCUGAGCCUAUCACUUUCAUGCAGGCUGAAGAUGGUGCCUGGUCUCUCAGACCUUUUGGCCACGGGGUUAAACCUAUAUAUGCAAGACCUGCUCGUAGAGCGGACGGAAACCCUCACCUACCACGGUAUCUGGAGAGGAUAGAAAGUGGAUUCCGGCCAGUGUUAAUUCCUACCAAAAACAGGAUAUUCCUCCCAGCGGUGCCUACAAAGAGUCUACUGAAGGACCCAGCUGCGCAUGGUGCUCAGGCCCCAGUAGAGGCUGAUCUCACGGCCGAAAGUCCCAAGGUUACUGGCAAGCGUAAGCGCUCAGAGCGUAGCAGAGAUUCAGAAUCGGGGUCAGAAUAUUCAGAAGGCUCGGAUCAAGAACAGGAAAGCAACAUUCCCAAGGCUACUAGACGAAAACGUCCCUACAACAGACGGCCGGUUGAUGAGGUUAAUUCUUCGAAGCUGAACGGCAAUUCGCGUCGGCAGACGAGGCAAUCCAAGAGAUUAGACGAGAUCCACUUACUGAAUUCUUUCGAGCCCAAGAAAAUUGUCCCAGGCAAGGGAGGACAGCGUAACGUGGGACUUGAAUCACUGCCUGCUAGCUUCGGUCUCGGGUCCCGGCAAUCUAGAGACCUUCAGAGCAUCCAAGAUGAGCCGAGCUUCGUGGAUACCGAGAGUAAUAAGCGCCUUCGUGACAAGCUUCCCCCUUCUUUUUCACUGCAUGAUAUUCUCGCCAACGUGCCAUCCCCACCAGAAACCCAGUCAUCGCAAGAUCGCAUUUAUAUGGAAAUCGAUGCAGUUUCAAAGUGGGAGCAAGAUGCUGCAUCUCAGUUACUUCGCAGUGGAACCUUACUCCCAGACUACCGCUGGGUGAACCACACAAUUACGUCUCUUGAUGGCGCUGUGGAUCUUAAACAUGUCAAGAUCAGUUGGAAUGCCGAUACAGCCUUCGAUAUGGAGACAAUACCCUAUGCAGAGCUGGAUGAUUCAGACGAUAUUGUAUUCACCGAUGUAUCCUCAAAACCACAAUACAAGAUGCCAAGGAGUUCGUUAACACCGGCAAGUCAGAAUGCUAGAGAUCUCCGCGAGCUUCAGAAAGAAUGGACUACCCGUCGUCUUACCGCGCUUUCCACUGAUCUGGCAGGCCUUGGGGAUGAUACAGAACAGGUUGCUAAGGAGCUUGGGACACAAUUUACCACGCCCGAAUCAAUACAUCGAACCCGUAAUCGGGAUUCAAACAUGUCAACCAAAGAAGAAACUCGAUUGAUUGUAGCGGUAUGCGUACUGCGCACAGUAACUGGCGGUCUCGAUCAAAACAUCGAUUGGGUUUUAGUAGCCACGCUCUUCGGCAAUUACUCUAUGAACUUCUUGACCAAACGCUGGGCUAGUUUACUACAGAAGAAGCGGGCCAUGAUCGAGAAGCUUAUCGGUGACUUCCAAGACGCCUUCUUGGUUGCAUAUCAGAAAGGCGAGAUCCCUCCGAUUAAUUAUGACAAACUUGUGGAGUAUGACUGGGGUUGGCUAGUUGAUUGGGCUAUGAAGAAAGUUGAUAUGACAGUCGAGAUCAAAGCCGUUGAUUUACCGGACACUCGAGAUCGACUCGACAGGCUUUAUCAUCUUAAAGAACAGGAAAUUGAAGCAGGUAAUCGCCAAGAGGGCUACUACUCCCUUCACAACCCUGUAUACAAACGGAUGGAGCUUGCCUCCUCGGUCGCCAAUGCUAUCCCCGCGAUUACACCACCAAAAGCUAAAUGUGCCGACGAUAUCAAGAUCGAUAAGAUCACUCUUGUAAAGUCAUGGGCCAGAGCUGCGGCACUAACACCUGACGAGGCUUGGGAUCACCGUGUCGCAAAGGCAAAGUUCAGAUCAUUGGGUGACCCGCUGCUCGAAGAUAAACAUGGAAAUGACCCCAACGUAGCAAUUCUUGUCAAUGAAGCUGUUGAGAUUCUCAAGAACGACAAGGUCCUCAUGCAAAAGAAUAAGGGCCGGGCGACUCCAGACCGCAGCUACGAGCCUACGGAUGUCUUCUUCAGCAGCUUACGCAAACAUGUUACGGCACAGCAAUUCCUUGACGCGGUCGCUUUCAAGCGCUUCCUGGACCAAGAAUUUUCCAGUGGAAAGACGUGCAUCCGAUCAGAUUAUAUGGCGAAUGAGGGCACAUUGAUGUGUGUGACGAAUCUGCAGGCUCAUGGCAGGAUCCGUCUAAAGGGCGUGGGAGUCCCAAUGAACAAAUUUGGUUUCAUGGAUGGCGGUUAUGAAACUCGUAAGAUUCCGAAGGAAAAGUUCAGAUUCGAUAUGGAUAUCUACCCCACUUCAAACUACGUCUACGACUCCGAUAAUGAGGUCCUUCAGCGACUUGGAAACAUCGAGCCUCCUCGUGGUAGUAAGUUAGGCGAGCUUCCAAUCUGGUAUGGAAUUGGCGAUGAAUUGAUUGAGGAACUUUGGAAGAAAGUGCUGGUUGCUUUCUCGGGAAUCAUUGCGCUCCGCGCUGGUAGCUCGAUCGAGUCACUGAAGAAAACAUUCCACCCGACACUAGAAGAAUGGGAGAUCUGGCGAUUGCUAGAAUGGGGCGUUGAAGUAGGCCUGUUUGAGAGGCUGCAUGAGGUCAUUGGAGGGUGGACUACAGGGGAAUGGUGGUGGUUGAUCGUCGGGCGGUAUUGCUCUGGUGAGCUAUGA